Messenger RNA from Schizophyllum commune H4-8, 1803 nucleotides. RefSeq lists its product as uncharacterized. Gene Ontology annotation, biological process: regulation of DNA-templated transcription. The transcript is spliced from 4 exons. Lineage: Eukaryota; Fungi; Basidiomycota; Agaricomycetes; Agaricales; Schizophyllaceae. The coding region runs from base 1 to 1803 and encodes 600 amino acids. The record is from RefSeq and is a predicted model, not a curated record. Gene Ontology annotation, molecular function: DNA binding.
AUGGCCUCGUCCUUAGCGAAGCCCCUUGGCCCUUCCGCUGCUGCGAAUACUAUGUUGUCCAGCGUCACUGCCUUUCAGAGCUUCCUCGCCGACAACGCGACCAAGCACCCCGAUAACACUUCUUACGAGCGACGACAAGCGAUUGAGAAGGCCUUCGAGAACCUCCGCGUCGACCUCCCCAAAAUCUACGUGCCGCCUCGCGUCACCAAGCCGAAGCCGUCGCAGCCUGAAAGUGCUCCGGCCUCGCGCUCUCCAAGAACGUGCCCACCGAAGCGUAUUGACGCAUGCUACAAGUGGCUUCUGAACCACUUGCACAACCCGUAUCCCACUCGCGAAGAACGCGAAGACCUCGCCAGGCAGAGCAGCUCCGACAUCAAGUCCAUCACAGCCUGGUUCGUGACAGCUCGCCAGCGUAUCGGCUGGUCCAACCUACGCGCUACUCGCUUUCAACGCUCGCAAGUCCUCAUCGUCGAGGCUGCCUCCAAGUUCUGGCCCGAGCGCGAUACUCGCCAGCCACUCGAGCCUGACCUCGAGCUCCGCUUUGCCGAAAUCGAAGCCAACACCCGCUCGAUGUAUAGCGAAGAGCAGUACCCCAGCGUAACGCUGAUGAACCUGCUUCAAGAACACCAGCCGUCUUCCGUGGCCGUCGCGUCGAAUGCGCCGAGUAAGAAGCGGAAACUGGACGGGCCUGCCGACCACGAUGGCCAGGAGCACAAACGUAGAAGGUCGGCUUCUACGCCACACACAACGUCGACAUCCGAUGUGUCUCGUGAGAGGAAGGUCGUAAGCGCCCGCCGCAAACGGGUCCCGUCUGCUCCUCCACCCCCGACUGCGCACGACGCCGCGCCGCCAACCCUGUCGCUUGCGAGCAGCGUGUCCUCUACUCCUAAGUUUGGCGAGCCCUCGCUGUCGUCGCCCUCCCCAAAGAAUUCCCUCAAGCGCACGCGUUCCGACGACGAUGCUCGCGAGGCCAAGCGCCCUCACCUGCUUCCUGUCUGGAAUGACCCACGCGCUCGUCCUCGUGCAGCCUCGCACUCGGGCGCGAAGACCAGUUCGACGCGCAAGCCGCCAUCGGCUGCUCGUCGCGUUCGUAGCGAGGCUCCUCCGCAACUGUCGCGGAGUGCGUCCACUCCUCUUGUCCCUACCCCAUCGCCCUGGGACGACGACGUCUGGUCGUCCUUAUUCGCCAUCGACACCUCAGGUGUGCAGGAGGCGUCAACAUGCUCGAUUGACCUUCCCGCGUCCGAUGUCAUCAUCAACCCCGUUAACCCCUUUGCCGGCGAGGGACCUUCGCUUCCAUGCGAGAGCAACCUGAGCCCGAUCGAUGUCCACGAAGACGUGGCUUCCCCGUCCGAGACGGUGGACCUGUCUCUGCCGACGUUGUGCUCCACCCCAUCAUCCACCAACACCGACUUCUCUUCUCUCCCAUCCCUGUGCGACGCGCACGAAUUCGACUCCAUCUACCCCCAACUCCCCUCCGCAUUCGACAGUACCUGCGCACCGAUCGACGGUACCUACGCGCCCCUCAUGUGCCCCGAUUACACCUCGUCUGGUCUCGCCGGCGACUGGUACAACUACAACCACCUCGACGAUCCCCUGUUCAUGCUCGGAGCGGAUCUCCAGCAACUCCCUAUCGACGCUGCGCCCUCUCCACCUGAGUGGGAGUGGGCGUUGACUGCUCAGAUGCCCAGCCCGCCGCGGAUGGUGGACGACCUGCCAUCGCCUAGCCGCAAGCGUUCUCUUGAUGAGGACGAUGCGUGCCCAUCGAAAGACUUGCCCGCUGCCAAACGCGUCAAAGUCUAG